AUGGUCGUGUUGGCUGCUUCUAUCACUACGCGUCAGGGGAAACCUCUUUUAUCAAGACAAUUCAAAGAUCUAUCCAAGGAUCGGGUCCUGGAACUGCUGUCCAACUUCCAGAACCUAGUUUCCGAGAUCUCGUCGGACCACACGUUUGUUGAGGACAAGCACGUCCGCUACGUGUACAGACCCUUCGACAACUACUACAUCAUCCUCAUCACAAACCGCCAGUCCAACAUUAUCAAGGAUUUGGCCACGUUGAAUCUGUUUUCGCAGACCAUCAACUCCUAUUUGUCCAGUUUUCAAGACCAGGAAAUCUUCCACAAUGCCUUUGAGAUUUUGUCCUCGUUCGACGAAAUCGUGUCGAUGGGUGGAUACAAGGAGAACCUAUCUUUCACCCAGGUGCAAACCUAUUUGUCUAUGGAGUCGCACGAAGAAAGGAUCCAAGAAAUCAUCGAGCGUAAUAAAGAGAUCGAGGCUACUGAAGAAAGGAAGCGUCGUGCUAAGGAGAUUGCGAGAAAAGAGCACGAAAGAAAACACGGAUUUACGUCCUCAAACGGCGAUUACGAUGGUGCCAGCAGGUUUAUGGCCAGCAAGGAUCCAAACGUCACAAACGCCAUCAACAGCUACUAUUCCCACGCUUCUCCGGCAGCACAACAAUCCUAUUUACAAAGCGCCCAUUCCGCUGCUGCUGAAACGGCCCCAGUGGCCUCUCCAGUGGUUGCACCCCACCGCGCAGGACCUUCCUCCAUUGGCGGUAUGAAGUUAGGCGGCAGUGCAGGAAGGAGAUCCGGUGCCGCGUUACGCCCAAGUGCAGUUUCUUCCGCCUCUUCUGUCACACCUCCUUCCCCAGAGGAGGACGUUCCAGAGAACAAUGGUAUCUUGAUUUCCAUCAAGGAAGUAAUAAGCGCGGAGUUCUCCAGAGACGGUACCAUUCAUUCCUCAGAAUUGAAAGGUGUCUUGGAAUUAAGAAUUAAUGACCAUGACUUGUCCCACUCGAAUCUAAAACUGGCCGAAUCUAUCGACGUUCGUGAUAGAUCCUUCCAAUUUAAGACCCAUCCUAACAUAGACAAACAGUCGUUCCUAUCCAGUAAACUGAUUUCCCUACGUGACAAAUCCAAGGCCUUCCCGGCCAACGACCAAAGCCUGGGUGUUCUCAGAUGGCGUAAGAUUGCUCCCGCAGAAGACGACUCAUUGGUUCCAUUAACUCUUACCACUUGGCUUUCGCCCUCCGAAUCUCAGCAGGGCUUCGAUGUCAUCAUCGAAUACGAGAACGUCUUGGAAACGGAGCUUACUGAUGUGAUCUUUACGGUUCCUGUGUUCCCUCAAGAACCAGUCGAGAUAAAUACAGAGUCUUCCACAUGCCCUGACGCCGAAGUCAUCAACAUGGAUCAAGAAACAGGAACUUCUGUCAAGGUCAACAGAAUCGGCGCCAACGACUCAGGUGCUCUGGCCUUCACCAUUGAAGCUCCAUUCGAGGAUGCCCUGUACCCAAUGACCGUUUCCUUCCAAGAAUCUAACAGAGAAAAGUCUGCAAGGAGCUUCACCGGCAUGGCCAUCGAUUCUGUCGUCAUGGCUACUGACCACGACCAAGAGAUGCCUUACGACGUCAUUGCCUCUUUGAAGUCGGACGAAUACCUUGUCCAAUAG
This is a messenger RNA of Saccharomyces kudriavzevii IFO 1802, 1641 nucleotides long. RefSeq names its product coatomer subunit delta (gene RET2). Lineage: Eukaryota; Fungi; Ascomycota; Saccharomycetes; Saccharomycetales; Saccharomycetaceae. Gene Ontology annotation, biological process: retrograde vesicle-mediated transport, Golgi to endoplasmic reticulum; Golgi localization; endoplasmic reticulum to Golgi vesicle-mediated transport. The transcript has a single exon. The coding region runs from base 1 to 1641 and encodes 546 amino acids. The record is from RefSeq and is a predicted model, not a curated record. Gene Ontology annotation, cellular component: cytosol; COPI vesicle coat.